This is a messenger RNA of Balearica regulorum gibbericeps (East African grey crowned-crane), 1429 nucleotides long. The record is from RefSeq and is a predicted model, not a curated record. NCBI's taxonomy places the organism in Eukaryota, Metazoa, Chordata, Aves, Gruiformes, Gruidae.
UCUGCUUCAGAAGGUAUCCUGGGAUGGCCUGGGCCCAAGUCACACUCCACAGAGCAACUGAAGAACGGUGCCCUGAGCUCCUUAUCAUCUGCUAGUGCCAACAUUACAUGGGCAAUAGUACCAUCUGCAGCCCAGGACGGACAGGCGCUACAACCAAAUACAGAGCAUUCAGCUUCUGAGUUGAUCCUAGUUGAAGAUGAAAUGACAGAUACUGAAGAUAAUGAAGAGGAGGAUUUAGGAGUCAUGGAUGAUCAACGUAGUGUAAUUCUUCAUCUCAUCUCUCAGCUCAAACUUGGCAUGGACCUUACCAGGGUAGUGCUUCCAACAUUUAUUUUGGAGAAAAGAUCCCUGCUGGAGAUGUAUGCAAAUUUCAUGGCCCAUCCAGACCUGUUUUUGUCAAUUGCAGCUGGAGCCACUCCCGAGGAAAGAAUUAUCUGCUUUGUGGAGUAUUAUCUAACAGCUUUUCACGAAGGCCGAAAGGGAGCGGUUGCCAAGAAGCCCUAUAACCCUAUAAUUGGUGAAACGUUUCAUUGCUCGUGGGAUGUGCCUAAAGAUAAAGUGAAAGCAUUCAGAACUAACGGUGCCUCCACGGUUUCUAAGGACCCAACCAAGGAGUUUGGCCAGGACCAGUCCACAUGCUACAAGCUGAGGUUUGUAGCUGAACAAGUAUCCCAUCAUCCACCGGUAUCUUGCUUUUACUGUGAGUGCAAAGAGAAGAAAAUGUGUGUGAACGCUCACGUAUGGACCAAAAGCAAGUUUAUGGGCAUGUCAAUAGGUGUUUCUAUGGUAGGUGAAGGUGUUCUUUACUUGAUGGAACACGAAGAAGAGUAUGUUUUCACCCUGCCUAGUGCCUAUGCUCGCUCAAUACUUACCAUCCCAUGGGUGGAGCUUGGAGGGAAAGUCAACAUCAAUUGUGCCAGAACAGGCUAUUCUGCUACGGUCACGUUCCACACCAAGCCUUUCUAUGGAGGCAAGGUCCACAGGGUUACAGCUGAAGUGAAACACAAUCCCACUAACACCAUCGUAUGCAAGGCACAGGGAGAAUGGAAUGGUACGCUGGAAUUUACUUACAGCAACGGAGAAACCAAAGUGAUUGACACUAGCAAACUGCCUGUUAUCAGGAAAAAGAUUAGGCCGAUAGCAAAACAAGGCCCACUGGAAUCCAGGCACCUUUGGCAACACGUCACCAAUUCUCUGAAAGAAGGUAACAUCGAUGCAGCAACGGAACACAAGCACCGCCUUGAAGAGAGACAGCGAGCAGAGGAGAGGCAACGUGUGGCUCUUACAACGCCGUGGAAACCAAAAUACUUUGCCAAAGAGGGCGAUGGCUGGCUAUACUUGAAUCCUCUCUGGAAGACCCAUUGACGGGAUAGAGCGAUUGCCUCACAACUUUACCUUAAAGGCAUUAAAAUGAUACAGUAUAUAACUU